Molecule: messenger RNA, 1239 nt
Organism: Dictyostelium purpureum
Lineage: Eukaryota; Evosea; Eumycetozoa; Dictyosteliales; Dictyosteliaceae
Exons: 3
Coding region: 1-1239 (412 amino acids)
Biological process (GO): lipid metabolic process
Source: RefSeq, a predicted model, not a curated record
AUGACUCACUUGGUGGAUAACUUAACAAAUAAUUUCAAAGUUUACUAUAAAAAUAUCAGAAAAAAAAGAAACACCCGAAAUGAAAUUGUAGAAGACCAAUUAAUAGAAAAGGUUGUUGCUAUAGAAAAGACAUAUGAUAGUUGUUGCAGAGAGGCUCAAUGGUUUGAUGAGCUACGAAAACUAGUCGAAGUUGAUCAAAAAUAUUCAAAAGUAAAUGAGAUCUUUAGAAAUAUAAACGCAGAAGAGGGUAGCUCCAUCACCCAAGAUAACCGAUUAACUGAAAUAUAUGCAAAUAAUACAGAAGAUACCAAUAUUUUUAUUGAAGAAAAUGAUAGAGUUUUAAUAUCAUGUGUUUUAUCAAAACUUUCAUAUCUUAACGAUAAAGAAACUAUUUUGCAAUACCUACAUUCUCAAAUAUCAGUUACUCAUGUAUUAGAAAAAAUUCGUAAACUAUAUUAUUUUAAACCAAUUCAUACAAGAACCAAGGUAUUAAUAGCAUUUGAUGAUCAAAACAACUGUUACUGUUCGUUUAAUGGCACUGUAAACUCAUCCGAUUUAAUUCUAGAUAUCUCAUGUGGGUUCCUUGAAAAGAUAAAGUUCAAUUGUGAUGAUGGUGUUAAGCACAGUCUCUAUAGUGACUGCGAUCGUUUCGAAUGGGCUGUUUCUAUUGUUGAUGAUCUUAUUUCUCUUACUAAAAAGCUGGGUAAAAAAAGUUUAAUUUUCUCUGGCCAUUCUAUGGGCGCUACAUUUGCUACAUUUGCUUGCUUUGAAGCUAUCAAAUUAAAGAACAAAUUGGAUUCUACCAAUACCCUGGAAUUAAAGUGCUAUUCAUUUGGUUCACCAUCGUUUCUUCAUUCAUCUUGUAAAUUAUUUUUAGAUAGUAAUCCAGUUUAUAAUCAAGUUUUCGAAAACUAUCUAAACGAAUACGAUAUUGUUCCAAUGAUGAGCCACUAUCCUGUUAUUUUUAUAGACUUUAUUGGUCUUUUAUCAAAAUAUACAAGAGUUUUCAACCAUAAAAGUGGAAGAUUCAUAUUUUAUGAAAGUUUAGAUACAGAUGCCGAAUUUAAUUUUAGAUCAAUUAUAAAUCAUGUUAAAAAGCUUUAUAAUUAUAAAAAGUUUUUAAUGAUUGAUGAUCACAAGAUGGAUAGAUACCUCAAACAUUUAUAUUCUUGCUAUCAAAAUAGUAAUUCCAAAGGUAGUAAUCCAUUGAAUCUUUUAAAGUCUGAAGAUAUUGUUUAA